This is a messenger RNA of Halteromyces radiatus, 1008 nucleotides long. RefSeq lists its product as uncharacterized. Lineage: Eukaryota; Fungi; Mucoromycota; Mucoromycetes; Mucorales; Cunninghamellaceae. The transcript has a single exon. The record is from RefSeq and is a predicted model, not a curated record. Bases 1 to 1008 code for a protein of 335 amino acids. Gene Ontology annotation, molecular function: protein binding.
AUGAAUUAUUUGGAUCGAUUACCUGAUGAAAUCAUAGGAUGUAUCUUUGAACAACUGGACUCUUUGUCAACCAUUUAUCAAUUUUUAUUGACAUGUCAUCGAAUACAUUCCAUCACUUCUACUACACCACGUCUAUUGGCUUGUUGGUUAGUCAAACAACAAGGACCCCGCUUUGCUAUUUAUUAUGCCAUUCUUUCUAUGCCUCAUCUAUGUGAUGAUCGGUUUAUCCAACUUCUACUCAAUCAAGGUGCCUUAUUAUCUCGUCAUCUGGUCCAACAACUUGUUCUGCUUUAUGGAAAAUCAUCAUCAUCAUCAUGCAUUAGUUCUUCUCAAUUCAGCCAAUCUCUUCAACAACUCCCUUUUUCAGGGUAUGCGACUUUAAUCCAUCAAGGUUCUCGACUUUACGGUAAUAUCAUGGUGACCAAGACUCAAAUGGAUUACACCCAAUUGAUGGCGAGCACAAAUAUUGAACAAUGGCAAAUGGCGAUUCAAGAUCAUUAUUUUGUACCUGCACCUGUUAUUCAUGGUCCAUCUAGUUACUCACGGUCCUUUCUUCGUCUGGUUAUCAUGCGUCCUGAUUUGUUUAAUUUAUUCUCACCUGUGUUUGGGUUUGAUCUCGAAGCUCGGUGUGCACUUUGGGAAUCUAUCUUUUUAUAUCUACUUGAUCUAUCAUUCUCACAUCAUUCCACCCAUCACGACAAAUUGGCUCUUUUGGAUCGUAUCAUCACACCCAAGCAACACAUUCGAUUCGUUCUAUCAAAAGAACAUAGGAUCGUGGGUGAUCAAGACGCCUUUGUGCACUCGUUUAUUUCAUUUUUUGGAAAAUACACCCAUGGCUAUUUGGCUGAUCAGUUUAUGAACAAGUUACUUGGUUUCCUCUUUGAUUACAUUCAUCCUUCUUUUGAUCUCAAAUUGGCUUUGUUGGAAAUCUCGGAGACACUACCACCUACUCGUAAGGAUAUCUCUCAUCUUGUCAAACAAUUCUUGAAAUGUCGAUCCUUAGUUUAA